Molecule: messenger RNA, 1034 nt
Organism: Homo sapiens (human)
Lineage: Eukaryota; Metazoa; Chordata; Mammalia; Primates; Hominidae
Gene: IFI27
Product: interferon alpha inducible protein 27
Exons: 7
Coding region: 503-871 (122 amino acids)
Cellular component (GO): nuclear inner membrane; mitochondrial membrane; membrane
Source: RefSeq, a predicted model, not a curated record
GAGAGGGGGGUAAGAGACAGUGAGUGCCCAAACACAGCGUCCUGUACAGACAGCUUGGGCGUUGUUCUCAGGGAAGACUGCGCCUCGAAGAUCCUUGGAGGAAACCAAAGUGGGCUCCCAGCCAGGUUCGCUGCUUCUGUCUCUGUCUCUGUCUCGUUAUUCUCACCGCUCCAGCCAUUAAGGAAGAGCACACCGGACCCGAAGGAUGCAGCAUGUGACAGAAUCUCCUUCCUCGAUAAGGCUGAAUGACAUUCCACCGGAGGUAUAGACCACAUUUGGUUGAUCCAUUCACCCAUCAGUGGACACUUGGGCUGCUUCCACCUCUCGGCUAUUGUGCAUAGUGCUGCUAUGUACGUGGGGGCAGUGCUUCAGUCGGGGUGGAGCUGCUUAAAAGGCCUGGGAUCACACCCUUUGGGAACACAUCCAAGCUUAAGACGGUGAGGUCAGCUUCACAUUCUCAGGAACUCUCCUUCUUUGGGCCACGGAAUUAACCCGAGCAGGCAUGGAGGCCUCUGCUCUCACCUCAUCAGCAGUGACCAGUGUGGCCAAAGUGGUCAGGGUGGCCUCUGGCUCUGCCGUAGUUUUGCCCCUGGCCAGGAUUGCUACAGUUGUGAUUGGAGGAGUUGUGGCCAUGGCGGCUGUGCCCAUGGUGCUCAGUGCCAUGGGCUUCACUGCGGCGGGAAUCGCCUCGUCCUCCAUAGCAGCCAAGAUGAUGUCCGCGGCGGCCAUUGCCAAUGGGGGUGGAGUUGCCUCGGGCAGCCUUGUGGCUACUCUGCAGUCACUGGGAGCAACUGGACUCUCCGGAUUGACCAAGUUCAUCCUGGGCUCCAUUGGGUCUGCCAUUGCGGCUGUCAUUGCGAGGUUCUACUAGCUCCCUGCCCCUCGCCCUGCAGAGAAGAGAACCAUGCCAGGGGAGAAGGCACCCAGCCAUCCUGACCCAGCGAGGAGCCAACUAUCCCAAAUAUACCUGGGGUGAAAUAUACCAAAUUCUGCAUCUCCAGAGGAAAAUAAGAAAUAAAGAUGAAUUGUUGCAA